AAUCUGAAUACUAGUAGAGACUCCAAAACAAUCUCAAUAGUGGCUAGCCUUACGGAUCUCAAGUUAGAAGAAUCUCAGCAAAAUGAAACUAUAUUGGCCAAAGACCAAGGCAUUACAUGUAAAAGAAAUUUUUCAGAGCAUAAAACUAAUGAACAAAUAGCCGAAGGCAAUCUCGAGAUUAAAAUAAAGGCAUUAGUCAAAAGUGAGUAUAGCACUACAGACUAUGAACUCGAAGAGAAAAUUGCUGAAGGGGCAUUUAACAAUAAAGAACUAGAAGCCAAAAAGCUUAUUAGGCAAAGAGGAAAGAAAACCCAAAGUUAA
Molecule: messenger RNA, 321 nt
Organism: Dentiscutata erythropus
Lineage: Eukaryota; Fungi; Glomeromycota; Glomeromycetes; Diversisporales; Gigasporaceae
Source: the annotation of a GenBank genome assembly